AUGGGUUUACACAGCUACCAGCAGCCUCGUCUCCCGGGGCGGGGGCGAGGGGGCAAAGACUGGCGGCCCGCGCCUGGGGUGCCGCGGGAGGCACCGAGGCCCGGGCUGUGCCCCUUUGGCCGCCAGCCCAGCCGCCCUCGGAGGGAAAGUUGUUGCUCAACCUUGAGGAAUGCGGAGCCCAAGCGGCGGCGAGAGGAAGUGGCGGGAGAUUACGGCGACAGCCGCCGGGGACCGCGCUGGGGCGGCGCGCGGCGAACUUCGCCCAAGUGUAAACAGCCGACCGGGCAGGGGAAGCGGCGCCACCCGACGCCCGGGCCCGCCCGCAGCCGGGAGGUGACAACCACGCGGGCGGCCGCCUGCGCAGCGCGGGGCUGCGAUGGCCUAAGCCGGGCGCCCGCCCCCAGGGCCGCUGGGGAACGCGGGGCAGAGGCAGGCCCCAGGACCCGGCAAGAGCCAUCACCGUCCUCUGAAGGCGGCAGGGAGUUUUGGAUUUUCUGUUCACGAUCGGUCUCCCACGCCGAAGGGUGCCUCGUGAACAUAGUAGGCGCUCAAGAAACAUUUUGGAGAGAGGAGGAGAGGAACUGGUCCUCGAGCAGAAUGGCCUCCCGCAUGGUUCUUAAUGUUGUGGCAAGAAGGGAAAUUCCCAGAAUGAGCCAGUUUGGCAGCACGGGCAACGGCGUCAAUCGGGGAUGCUGCAGACGGCUUGGGUUUGCACCAGUUACUAGCUGGUUGACUAGCUCACGUGACCUUACUUCUCUGCUCCUUAGUCUCUUCUACUGUUAUGUGGAAUAAAGUCCCCACCUA
Messenger RNA from Mustela erminea (ermine), 804 nucleotides. RefSeq lists its product as uncharacterized. The coding region runs from base 1 to 792 and encodes 263 amino acids. The transcript is spliced from 3 exons. The record is from RefSeq and is a predicted model, not a curated record. NCBI's taxonomy places the organism in Eukaryota, Metazoa, Chordata, Mammalia, Carnivora, Mustelidae.